AUGAAAUUGGAGAUAAUAACACAAGCUAUCAUGGAAUCAAUGCUUGUUUAUUCUAAAGAAUCAUCGUUGUCAGCCAGUAUUAAACAAGAAAUAUCCUGCCAUUUUGGAGGGAAAAAAAUGCCCAAAACUCAUUUUUGA
This is a messenger RNA of Nezara viridula (southern green stink bug), 138 nucleotides long. Lineage: Eukaryota; Metazoa; Arthropoda; Insecta; Hemiptera; Pentatomidae. The record is from the annotation of a GenBank genome assembly.